AUGCCUACUAGUUCGACGUUAGUGAAUCAAAUACAAAUGGACUACAUCCGACAAUUUGACGAAUUCAAAGCUAGCUCGGAAGGUAAUAACAAAACAAAUGACGUACGUACUUUCGAAAUAAAUUCAAAAUAUUCAGAAGAAAUAUAUUAUCAAUUGGUCAACUUGGAAAAUGCAUGUUUUCGAAAAAUAAGUACUAACGAAAAGACUUUGACAAGACGUCUUUACUUUUUUCAAAUGGCAGACAAAUUAUGGGAAGUCAGAAAACUCGGAUCCGAACAAUCAGAAACUGAAACAUUUUAA
Caenorhabditis angaria is the source of this 300-nucleotide messenger RNA. The record is from the annotation of a GenBank genome assembly. NCBI's taxonomy places the organism in Eukaryota, Metazoa, Nematoda, Chromadorea, Rhabditida, Rhabditidae.